Ectocarpus siliculosus is the source of this 1564-nucleotide messenger RNA. Lineage: Eukaryota; Phaeophyceae; Ectocarpales; Ectocarpaceae. The record is from the annotation of a GenBank genome assembly.
CCGCUGACAGCUUGCUUAGUGCUGUGUGUCGUCGCACACACGCCUAGCGUUGUUGUCGGUAGUGGGGUUUGCGGUGGCUACGAUGAGUUCACGGAAAGUGGGCCUCGUGGCCUGCAUGGCCUCCUUACUUUGCUCACGUUCGUGUGCAUGGACAGCGGCAGUAGCAGCGAAGGGCAACGUCCUUCAAGCCCAUCGGCCCCACCACAUUAGCCGGAGCGCUGCUAUGCAUAGGAGUAGGAGAACGUCAGGCGUACUUACCAGGCAAGCAACCUCUGAGGACGGGGAAGAGGCUGCUGUCCCAGCGAAACGAGAACCGUGGUGGGAAGACGAGCGGAGAACACAGGGGGUACCAACCUUGUCUGGUUCUACCCAGUGGCGGAUGUUCCUGAGCUUGAAGGACCCAACACUUGGCGGAGAGGCAGGAGACACGACCGAAGUCGCCGUACGGGUGCGAUUUGACGAGGAGAGAGACUUUGAACCCCCGCAAGGCUCGCUAGAAGUCAUAGAGGACAACCCGUACUUCACGCAGCAAGCUGGCAAAGCGCGCUGGACACUGUCUGAGGCGGAGGACACGCGAGGCGCAGGAUUGUGGGUUUGGGGCUUGUUUAAGGACCCGCUCUACCCUUUCCUGUUGUUGCAGGUCAACAACCUGGAAAUCCCUCUCAAGGGGGGCGCCAAGAUCGCGCCCGGCAGACUGUACGUGAAAGUAGACCACAGGAGAGACGAUGAGCUCGGGCCGACACUCAAGAGCGGGACAGUUGGCGUGAAAAUAGUGGAAAGAGUUCGUGUGGACCCGCUUGGAAUGGCGGAGGCAGAUAUUACUAACGUAGUGCCCUGCGGUUCGGUACAAUUCCGACCGGUUUAGAGUAGCUUGACUCAUAGAGCAGAUAUGAUGUGUUGAUGGGGUUGGCCCUCUGCGGGGGUCCCGUUGUCCGUAUCCUCAAGUAGUCGUUGAUCAAGAUUAUGGUGUGUGACUUGUACAUCUCCUGGCUUCGCGUACAUCCCCCGAAUGGAGGAGGAGGCCAUUGUUGCUUCGCGUUUAACGCUGUGAGGCGGAGUGUACAGGAUUUGGCACUCGCCUGUUGCGAAACCGUUGACGACGUCGCCUGCACGGGCUUGCUUGCGGUUUGAAAUUUCUUUUCUCGCCCAGCUUACCUCUCCGAGCGCAAAGAGGUUCUAAUGGACGAUGUGUUCGUGAUCGUCGCUUGUGCAGAGUGUUACCUAGGGAACUUGUACAAUAGCGAGGGGGCAAUUGGUGUGAAAUCUUCCCUUAUCCUUUCUUGCCAAGUAGUGGACUCCCACACCCCUGGGGGGAGGGGAGGUGUACAAGGUAUACUCAUGUAACCGCAAACCAUAGUCUGUAGACCAUACGGUGUGAGGCGCUACCUAGGUUGGUGUUCAAGAACUUUGUUUUUUGCGCACCCGCGGGGGUACAGUAGAACGUGAACCAGGCGAAGACCUUUCGAUCGCCGUUUGUUGUGCUUCUCAUCGAGUUUGACCAAAUGUCGUACGCGUCGCAUAUAGCACGCUAGAUCGUCUACAUGCCACCCGCGUGUGUCCCACU